AUGCUCCCGCUCCCUCUCGUAGCGCCUCGCGAUUCGCACGAGCUCUGGUUCGGAUCGUCUCGCCCUCGUCGCUCCUCACCUUCAUCAUACCAACUCGGCGGUCCAUCAGCAGGCGCACACAACUCCGAAUCCGCACGGCGGCAGUCAUCCCAUCACAAUCACCACCACCACCACCAUGCCGGCGGUUCUCGAACACUGGCUUCCUCAACCACCCCCUCCGAUAGCCUGGCCGCAUUACUGUACGAAGAGCGUGCGUUGCGAAUACGAAAAGAGAAUAUUGCCUCGUUUGGAUGCGCCUGGAUCAAGCCCGCGGGAUGUCCCAAGACAAUGUUGGGAAUGAGGGAGGAAGACGCCGAGCGAGAGGAAGGCCUGGCCGCCGCCGCGCAGGAGAUGAAUGCUGCUGCUGCCGCGGAGGCGGCGGCGACUGGAACAGCAGCUACUGGCGCGACAGAUCUCGCUGGUGUUGACGCGUUUGGGGAUGCUACUACUACUCAACAAAACAUGACACAAAUUGGUGAAGGCGGAGAAGGAGAAGGAGGAGAAGAGCUGGAGCGUGAUUUAGACGACGAGAUUUCCGAGGCAGAUGAUGGCUUGGUUGAAGAAGGGGAGGAAGGCUACGAAGAUGACGAAGAUCCUGACGAAGAGCUGAUGGAGCGGAAUCUCGACGAUGAAAUCCCCGAUGGCCUUUCAGAGGAGGACAAUGACAGCGACGAAGAAGAAGACGACGAAGAAGACGAUUUUGACAAUCAACCAGAUCUGGACAAUGAGAUUCCAACCGCCGAUGAGGGGGCAAGUUAUGGCGGGGUCAUGGUUCGUGACUUGGACGAGGCUGUUCCUGAGGCCGGUGACGACGACAACGACUCUGAAGACGAGGACAUGGACGAAGGCGAAUGGCAACACACCGACUCUGAAGACGAUGAAGACGACGAUGACGACAACACCAACGACCCAUUUGCCGAACACUUCCGAACGGCAAGCAACAACACAACAGCUGUAACACCGCAAACCACCAACAGCGCAGUUCGUCGCCGCGCCAUCCCUCUCCCGCCUCAACAACCUCCCACCCGCCCGCGCGAAACAGAAGCUCAACGCCGGUUCCUGCAGCGCUGGAGCGGUGGUGGAGGAGCCGACGCAUUUGAUUCGAGCAUGCUUACCGACGAGGACGACUUGCGCGCAUCGAUUACAAGUCAGGAUAGCGUGCGGCGACAGAGCAGGUUUGGACGGUUUGCGCGAAGGGGUGGACCGAGGGACAGUCUUGAUUAG
Molecule: messenger RNA, 1263 nt
Organism: Talaromyces rugulosus
Lineage: Eukaryota; Fungi; Ascomycota; Eurotiomycetes; Eurotiales; Trichocomaceae
Exons: 2
Coding region: 1-1263 (420 amino acids)
Biological process (GO): anaphase-promoting complex-dependent catabolic process
Cellular component (GO): anaphase-promoting complex
Source: RefSeq, a predicted model, not a curated record